AUGGCAUUUAGCUUUGGGAACUCUGCGCCGGCAGCGGCGUCUGUGGGGCCCAAUGUACAGACCGGUUCCGACCUUCCAGUAAUUCAAACAGAGAACAUAUACUUUCGAGCACUGUCUGGUUCGGCGAAGAUCCAAUUAAUUCCAACAGCAUGGCCCGCGGACCAGCUACCACCUCCCACAUCGUCUCUCAUGAGCAUAGCUUCGCAGCGAGGUCUCGUUGCAGCAGCUGGACCAGAUACGGUCAUACUCGCAACCACCGAGUCGGUUCGCAAGGCGUUUGAGGGUCCAGAUGGGGGAGACGUAAAGCCAUUCGAACCGCAAUUGAGGAUCCAGAUGUCUAUGCGGCUAUCCCAGGUUGCGUUCACUGCAGAUGAGCAGUACCUAGUAUUGUCUGCCGAGACCGGAGGGGGACUAGCUGUCUAUGAGGUUCAGACCUUGCUGCAAGGCAAUACAAAUUCGGCCUUCCAGAUUUCUACCGAGCAAUUGUCGCUGAGGGCUCUUGUUCCCAAUCCUACACCAGAGAAGGGAGAGCUGAUCGCCCUGGUAACGAUAGAUGGCAAGUUGAUGAUGGCCAAUCUGAAGGAAAAGAAAAUCAUGGCUGGACCCAAUGGAUCGGUCCUCAAGGAUGGUGUGAGCUGUGUAUCCUGGAGUGCGAAGGGUAAACAGCUGGUAGCCGGCCUUGGAGACGGUACCGCCUAUCAGAUGACCCCAGAAGGAGAGGGAAAAGCAGUAAUUCCUUUCCCACCAGGUGGAAAUGGUGGAGACCAUGUCUCUUCCAUUACAUGGCUCGAAAACCACGUCUUCCUAGUGGUUUAUACGCCAUCUCAGUAUGAUACCAGUGUGGCACCACAGUCAACAUUCAACAUCGUCACUAGACAACAGCAGCAGCCAUCAAAUUUCAUGUUCCAGAAAAUAGCUGACCCGGCUGGGCCAUUUGGACUGAAUCGUUCCCCCCCUCAUCACUUCCUUCUUCGUCUCAGGGACUUUCCACCCAAUCUGCAAGAUCUCAUCCUUGUUGCCUCAUCAGCAUCGGCAGACAUUGGUUUAUUUAGCAGGUCGAAGGUCCCUUUGACUUCUGACAAGCCAGCAGACCAGAUUACGGGGGUCUUCACAUUGACAGAGAUGUCAGAUGACUCUCGUCGGGCGGCUCUUCCUAUGACUGCGGAGCUGUCAGAUACCUCCCCUAUUGGUUUCGCCAUGGAUCUAUCCAGCAAGGAAACGGUCGAGAAGCCUAUCCCAGGGGAUGAAAUGAACGAAUCGCCCACUCCAGUGCCUGCUCUUAUGGUUCUGAAUAAUGAGGGAGUCUUGGCUGCUUGGUGGGUUAUCUAUCUGGACUCGAUCAGGCAAGGUACGGCAUUUCCUGGCCUUGUGGCUGCAGGUGGAUCUCAGACUACGGCAACAAUACCAAAAUCAACACAAUCUACGGCCCCGGCUCCAGCCUUUGCUUCACCCGCGCAGCCUUCAUUCGGAUCAAGUCCCUUUGGAGGAUCGCCAAGUACCAGCAUUGCCUUUGGAGCACCUCGACCCACUGCUGCGUUUGGAUCUCCAGCCCUCUCUGUACCUUCAACUAGUGCUUUUGGUGCCCCGUCUGGUCUCGGGAAUAAGCAGUCGCCCUGGGGUGCAAGCGCAACACCAGCAGCUGUAAGCAGUGGCCCGGCCUUUGGAUCAUCAACCUUUGGUACUAGUCCUGCCGCGCCGGCUGGAAGCAGUGGCCCAGCAUUUGGAUCAACAGCAUUCGGUGCUACUUCCGCUGCACCAAACCAAUCAUUUGGAACUCCAAGUUUUGGAGCUACCAGUGUACCUUCUCUAGGAAACCGAGCCUCUCCCUGGGCAACUGGAGGGAGCACAGCCCCUGCCGCGGCUUUUGGCCAGCCUGGCGGACUGACCACUCAAGCCUCGCCGUUUGGAACCCCCGCAAAUGUUGGCAAUGCCCCGGCGUCCUCUGGCUUUGCUGCAUUUGCUACCAAGGGUGGCUUCGGGAGUAACGCAGCGGCUGCAGCAUCAGGCGGAAGUAUAUUUGGUACUUCUGCUCAGACACCAAACCCCUUUUCGUCCGCUGCUACCAGUACAGCAUUUGGAGCUCCUCCCGCCACGACCAGCACACCAUUUGGAGCUCCUGCCGCCACGACCAGCACAUCAUUUGCCGCUACUCCUGUUAGCAAGAACACUCUCUUCGGUGGCGCUCCCGCCACUGAGUCAAAGAACAUUUUUGGUGGUGGAUUCAGCCUCAAAUCUUCUUUCGAGGCCGAUCCUUCUGCCAAGGAUGACGACUCAGAGCCACCGGGCCAGUCUGGUGGGCUCUUUGGUAGCAAUUUCGAUAGUGCUCUGGGAGAAGCUGCAAAUCAAUCGACUGCAGAAACACCCGUGUCGAAAGAAGCUGAUAUGGAUGCCGAUGACAGUCCUCGCAAAGACGGGCCCGCAAUAUUCAGCUCCACAACACCAAUUUCUACUCCAGCACCGCCAAAAACGUCGCUUUUCGGAACCUCAGCUCCCGCUGGAAGCAAUGUCUUUGGAAGCCCAUCAGACCAACCCCCCAAGGCAGGCUCUGCAGGUUUUGUAUUUGACCCAUCAUCCAGUGACAAUCCAAAACCCAGCCCAUUUAGUACUUUCAGCAACUUGAACAAAGACAUUUCACCUGGCCCCAAGACACCUACACUCAUUGAGUCUCAAACACAAGCCCCGUUCCCGAAGACUCCGUCUUCGCCUAAAGUGAAGCCAGAACCCGACUCAGACAGUGAAGAAAUCCCCGAGGCUCCUCUACCGCCGGAUACGACUAGCAAAUCUAGCUAUGCCGCUGGACAAUCAAGCGGAUCUUCUGUCACAAAUGAUGCUCCUCUGCCUCCAGAUUUCUUAAGCACGAAGCGCAAGCAGACAUCUCCAGCUCCAGCCCUAGCUCUGCCCGUCCUCAAUCCAAUCCGAGCUGAUCUUAUCCCUCCCAGUGAUGUACCAGGCGGCCCAGACGAGGGUUCCGACUCCGGUUUUUUGACAGAAGAGGAGGGCGAAGUAAGCGAAGAAGCCAGUGAGGAGCUCAGCGAAGAGGGUAGCGGCGAAGAUGUUGCAAAAGACCUUAGCCCAACAUCGGAGAACAACCAGACUCCGGCGUUCUCUCCAGAGAGUUCCAUUGGUGGAACGAAAACCCGAAACCAGGAAGCAAACGUUUUCACUAAAAUCAACAAGCCAGAUCAAUCGAGUCAGACAAGAUCCCUUUUUGGCGAAGUAAACAGGAAUGCUCCUAUUCUUCCCCCACCCAAGAUGCAAAACAGUCCUCGAUCACCGAGCCCUUUACGGAGUGCGAUACCUGGCAGGCUACAUCGUCCGGAAGCUCCCAGAUCAUCAAGCGCUCCCGGAUUUGCAUCUGAAUUGCUAGGAUCUCGACGUCUGGGCGUUCGACCCAAUGGGCCUGCUCAGGACACACUCAAACAGACCCAAGAGGAGAUGCAAGCAGAACAUAGGCGUCGCCAAGCCGCCAAAUCCCGACAGGAAGCAGAGGAAUCCCAGACAUUGGAAUUAGAUGCAGAGGAUGCGAAGUUCCAGGCGGAAGUUCAUGCGCCAGUCGUACCGUCAAGAAAGCUGGAAGACUUUGCAACACAUACAGAUUACGAUGGCAAUUCAACGAUGGAGAACGUCCCAGCACAGAUCGAGGCCGUCUUCCGAGAUAUUAAUCGUAUGAUUGAUACUCUAGGAUGGAACUCACGGUCUCUGAAAUGUUUCAUUCUGGCUCAUGAAGACCAGUACAAGGAUGAAGGGCGCGGUAGGGAAGAUCUUGAGGAGAGUGAUGAUUGGUGCUUGUCAGAGAUUGAACGUCUUUCGAGACUCGUUGAGGAAAAUCUUGGGCAAGACCUCGAGGCUGCACGUGUCAAAGACGCAAAAACCAAGCUCGAGGCAUGCGAAAGUCUACAGCGAGACCUCAACAGACUACGAGCAAAGUCCCAAGAAGUCAAGAAGGCACUGAACUCCCUAUUGGAUCCCGACACGGUCGCCAUCGCUCGGGCACAGCCUCUAAGCGCCGACCAAGCCAUACAACAAACAGACCUCCGAAGAGACUUCACCAAGUUUCAACGCCUUCUCUCAGAAGCUGAGGAAGGGCUAUCCGUGCUAAAAGCGAAGCUCGUCUCGCAUGCUUCUUAUAACGGCCGGGAUGGUGGAUCCGCUGGCCCUACCGUUGAAGCCGUCAUGCGCACCAUCACAAAGAUGACGGGCAUGGCCGAGAAGCGCAGCGGCGAUAUCGAUGUCCUCGAGGGCCAGAUGCGUAGACUUCGCUUCGGCUCUGUUGGUGGUAGCCGCGAGGGCUCACCAUUCGCGACCCCAACCAACAACAGAGCAUCGGUGCGCAAUCUCGGUGCCUCGAGCUUGUUCCACACCCCGGAAAGUGUCAAAGACAGCCAUUCACGGUUCCAGAACUCGUUGAUGUCGUCUGUUGGUUCACGUGGGAGAGGCUCGCCCCCAAAGAAGAAGCUGAGUGGCUACUCGGCAGAGGAGAAGAUGAUAUUGCGGGCGCAGGUUGCGCGAAAGAAGGAUGUCACGGAUAAGCUAAAGGCUGCGUUGUUGAAGAACGGGACGAAGGUCCGGAAAAUGACUGAUGGUGACGAUGAUGAGUAG
This is a messenger RNA of Drepanopeziza brunnea f. sp. 'multigermtubi' MB_m1, 4599 nucleotides long. RefSeq lists its product as uncharacterized. Gene Ontology annotation, cellular component: nuclear pore. Gene Ontology annotation, biological process: RNA export from nucleus; protein import into nucleus. The record is from RefSeq and is a predicted model, not a curated record. Gene Ontology annotation, molecular function: protein binding; structural constituent of nuclear pore. NCBI's taxonomy places the organism in Eukaryota, Fungi, Ascomycota, Leotiomycetes, Helotiales, Drepanopezizaceae.